Molecule: messenger RNA, 3209 nt
Organism: Nasonia vitripennis (jewel wasp)
Lineage: Eukaryota; Metazoa; Arthropoda; Insecta; Hymenoptera; Pteromalidae
Gene: STUB1
Product: E3 ubiquitin-protein ligase CHIP
Exons: 6
Coding region: 1964-2869 (301 amino acids)
Biological process (GO): protein polyubiquitination; proteasome-mediated ubiquitin-dependent protein catabolic process; cellular response to misfolded protein
Cellular component (GO): Z disc; cytoplasm
Molecular function (GO): protein-folding chaperone binding; ubiquitin protein ligase activity
Source: RefSeq, a predicted model, not a curated record
UAUAUAUAUAUAUAUAUGUAGACUCUGUACUGAUUUAUUGUACGUGCGCGUAUGUGCAUGUAUACAUAGCUCUUCUUGGAUUUCGAAUCACGCGGGUGAUCAGCGAUGAAUGGAUUAAAAGAUCUUAUAUACAUGAGAAACUUGUACAGCUGACACAUCGUGAGCAUGCGCGCGUUCGUUCGUAUAGUAGUACAUAUAUACGCUUAUUCACUUUAGCGCAUCACGUGUGCGCGAAAACGUAUUAUACACACCUGCACACGCGGCGGGGAGAGUCGCACGCGCGAGAUAGUAGUGGUAGUAGUAGUAAGUACACAUUGCAGGCAGCGUCGAUGUUUACGAAGGCGCUCAGUCGUUGUCUGCAGGGUCGUGGAGUCAGGUUCGUUUUUUCGAGCGGCAUGGCUCAACAUCAAGAGAAUUGUUUUUGUGGGCAAGUUGAUCGAUACAACGGCAUCACCGUUGACUCUAAGACCGAGCCCUGCGACGUCGCCUUGUUUCCCGAGCGACUUGAAGCGUCUUUAAAUCAAUGGGCGAAAGAUAAAAGACGGACGAUAUGGUUCCGGGUGGAUCUGAAUCAGAGCUACUGGAUACCAGAGCUGACAAAGAGAGGAUUUCAGUUCCAUCAUGCCAAGCAAGAACAGGCUACCUUGUACCGAUGGCUUCCUGAAGUGGAGAUGUGCAAUGUGCCUCCCUACGCUCACACGAACUUGGGUGUGGGUGCUGUGGUUCUGAACGAGGAAACCAAGGAGAUUCUUGUUGUCAGAGAGAGGCAUAGUAUUGCUAGCACACACUGGAAACUGCCAGGGGGCUACGUAGAGCCUGGAGAGGAUAUGACCACUGCGGUGGAGAGAGAAGUGCUUGAGGAAACUGGAGUCAUAGCCAAAUUUAAGUGCAUGUUGGCAUUCAGACAUGCACACCGAUAUGCCUUUGGUUGUUCAGAUAUUUACACUAUCUCUUGCUUGAUUCCGCAGACUUUUGACAUUGUCAAGUGUGACAGGGAGAUUAGCGAAUGCAAGUGGAUGAAAUUAGAUGAAUUUAUAUCACAUCCACAUGUUCAUGACAACAACCGGUUGUUGGCUAGUAAAGUAAUGGAAUAUCUGGAACAUGGCAUGGGCAUCACUGUGACCCAAGCUAUACACCCAAUAAACAAGAAACCAAUAAGUGUCUACAGCGUAGCUGACACAAAAGAUUCUUAACGACGUAUAAAACUAGGAGCAAAUUUUUAAGUUAAUUUUUACCUGUGAUGUUGAUCUAAAUUAAUACGAACAAUCAUGGUACAAAUUGUUACUACUCUAUGAUAGUUUUAAUUUUAUUCUGUUAUUUGUUAUGAAAUACCGCUACACGUGUACAGAUAUAAAAAGAUUAUAACAUUGUUAUCAAUGUGUACAGCUUUUCAAAGGAAAAUAAAUUUCAUAUUUUAUCUACCGUAUUGGUCGUUUCAAAUUUAAAUGCCCACCAGCAGCUCGCUGAAUCGCUGCUGCACUUUCGAGCUUCCAAGUUGGCACUACCGCGGAGUGACGACUCAACACAACUCUCUUGCUCUGCGCAGUGCGAGUAUUCUCCACUGUGGUAUACAAAUGUAUUAUCUAAGAUGAUGUUCGCUAGGUAGGUACCACUACAAGUGCAGUCAGUGUCUAUAUUCGUUGGUCGUAGCACGAUCGUCGUAAGUUCGCGAACGGCAGAAAGUGUAAUGCGAAGAGGCACACAAAGGCACAAAAUGGUCAAGAAACUCGCCUAAGUCCGUGAAUUGAGUGGGCUAGACAUGUUCGGCAUCGUGCGGAUAUUCUUUCCGACUUUACUUCCGUGCCUUAGUUAGUUUAUUUGCUCAGCACAGUGAAGGCGUUAUGCUCUAGAAGUAAACAAAGUCGAAGAAAACUUGUAUCAGGCGCAUAUGUAGCACCGUAUAUACGUUUCGUUUUCGCCUACACAACAAAAACUUUUUAGCGCGCAAUUAAUUGCCGUAAAAAUGAGUAAAAUGUAUUCAACAGCAAACCUUACGGACAAAGAGCUGAAGGAACAGGGUAACCGUCUAUUUAGUCUUCACAAGUACGAGGAUGCUGCAAAUUGCUAUACAAAAGCCAUUAUAAAGAAUCCGAACCAAGCACUGUACUUUACAAAUCGAGCACUUUCAUACCUGAAGCUAAAACGAUGGGAGUCUUCGUGUCAAGAUUGUCGCCGUGCUUUAGAUUUAGAUCCAUGUCUUGUAAAAGGUCACUUUUUUCUUGGUUUGGCCCUUCAAGGAAUGGAGUUGUACGAUGAAGCCAUCAAACAUCUUCAAAGAGCUGUGGACCUGGCCAAGGAGCAAAAGCUCAACUAUGGGGAUGAUAUGACAAGUGUUCUAAGACAAGCAAGGAAAAAGCGCUUUCAAAUUAAGGAGGAACAGAGGAUCAAUCAAGAAAUCGAGCUCCAAUCCUAUCUGAAUCGUUUGAUAGCUGUAGAUGCAGAAAAAAGUUUAGCAGAGCUCAAAGAAAAAGAGUGCCAAGGCGAUGAUGAGAAAAAAGAACAAGGGGAUGAAGAUCACACGACAGAGUCAAAAAUAGCAGCUAUUCGGAGAGAGAUUGAAGAAAAAAGAGACACAUCAUUAAGCCUACUAAAUGAAUUAUUUGCCAAAGUUGAUGAUAAUCGAAGGAAACGAGAAGUUCCUGAUUAUUUAUGUGGUAAAAUUAGUUUUGAAAUUCUUCAAGAACCAGUCAUCACACCAAGUGGAAUAACGUAUGAAAGAAAAGAUAUUGAAGAGCACCUUCAAAGAGUAGGUCAUUUUGAUCCAGUGACUCGUGUCCGAUUAACACAGGAUCAACUUAUCCCGAAUCUUGCAAUGAAGGAGGUAGUGGACGCUUUUCUCCAAGAAAAUGAAUGGGCUCAUGAUUAUUAAGGAAGGGAUAAAAAAAAUGACUAAAUGUUCAUUAUAACGAAAUGAUAACUUGAUAAUAUAUUUAUUUUUCGCCGCUUAGUCUCGAGAUUUGCAUCACAACAUGAUGUGAAAAAAGAAUAUUUAAAAAAUAUUUUUGUUUAUACAUCGAAUACAGAAUAACAUUUAUAGAAAUUGUAAGGCGUUGAAAAUUUUCGCACAAUACCUAAUUUAUAGUGUACAUUACGUUUUUUCUCAAUUAAUUUUUAUGUUCAUAAUGUUUAAAAAAUUUAAUCAAUUGCAAUAUCAUUUAUUCGCAAAUAUGUUCAGAUUUUUUAUUUAAAAAAAAGUUAGUUUAACUAAA